Messenger RNA from Perca fluviatilis (European perch), 2351 nucleotides. RefSeq names its product dynein regulatory complex protein 11-like. The record is from RefSeq and is a predicted model, not a curated record. NCBI's taxonomy places the organism in Eukaryota, Metazoa, Chordata, Actinopteri, Perciformes, Percidae. Gene Ontology annotation, molecular function: ATP binding; ATP hydrolysis activity; protein binding.
AUGCCUCCUCUGAUUGGUUCUAACUAUGCCUCCUCUGAUUGGUCCUCAUCUACUCUAGGCAGCAGUGGGGAGCAGCUCACAGCGCUCUACAGCGCCUCCUUCAGGAGGAGGCCCCAGCAGAGCAAAGAUCUGGAGGUCCCGGUCCCUCGGUACUUCCUGAGAGAGAAGAAUCAGAAGAAGAAGAAGUUCUCCAACAUCCUGGAAGCUCAGCUAACCAAUCAGACGGCGCACCACAUGGCGCCGAUGGGUUUGGAGGAGGCGGUGCUUCUCCUGCAGGUGUCUGAGCGCGCUCGGCAGGGACGAAUCAGAGCCCAGUACGUGAAGGAGCUCGUCCAAUCAGAAAGAGGCGUCCACAGACACACCUGGAAACGCCCAAAACUGACCCCCCAUCAGGCCGCCAUCACCCUCCAGAAGGUGUGGAGAGGGUACCAUCAGAGGAAACAGACCGACAGACUGAGAAUCGAGGAGAUGAUGUUCCUGGGAAUGAUCCCAGCGGAGCCUCCUGGUCCCGGUUCUGCCCGUCUCCGGGCCCAGCGUGCGUCGACGAGUCUGAUCCAGGACCAGGACCAGGACCAGGAGGAGGAGGAGUACCGGAGAGCUCGGCUCCGUGUGAAACGUUCUCUUCUGGACGUGGAGGGAACCCAGAUCAGGGAGACUCUGCAGGAACAGAUCCGACAGUGGUUCCUCGAGUGCAGAGGCGCUACGGGGAAGUUUCCGGACUUUCCUGACGGAGAAGCCGGAGGAUCAGCGUCUCUUUUCUCCCAAAAAACACCUGAACAGGUGUCAGCGGAGCUGGCAGCGCGAGAGGAGGAGAGGCAGAAGAAGAAAGGGGAGAAAAAGAAGGAGAGAGAGAAAGAGAAGACAAGAAAAAUUAAGAAAAAGAAGAAGAAGAAAGCGAAGAUACAGGAAGACUGGAGUCGAAGCCGUUUCCUCCCUGACGUCGUUAAAGGAGACCACAUGUUCACCGAUGUGUGGCGUUGUCGUGACGACCGGCAGCAGAGCAUCGACCUGCAGCUGCUCCGAGAGGAGACGAGACAGGAAGUGGAACAGGAAGUCAGGCUUCAGGUGGAUGAUCUGAUGAGGGCGGAGCUUAAAAACCUCAAACUGGUCGUGGACAAAACAAAGGAGAAGAAGACCAAGACAGGAAGCAGAAAGAAAAAGAAGAAAACCAAGAAAAAGAAGAAGAGAGACCUGACAGCAGACAGGUCUCUGCAGUCUCUGUGUGAAGAGUUGAUUCUGGAAGGUUUCCUCAUCCAACCAAUGAACAUCAAGCUUUCAGACUACAUCGGUGAGUUCAGCUUCGUGGCCUCGACUCUCCAGCGGCUGAACGUUGAACCGACGCCGUCUCUCUCCGAUAUCCGGCAGCUCGUCGCUCUGUACGCUGUCCUGCCGCGCUCCCCUGCUGUCUGGGAGAAGUUCCCGGUGAUGAACACUCUGCUGCUGGCCGGUCCGUCUGGCGUGGGGAAGAAGAUGCUGGUGCACGCCGUCUGCAGCGAGACCGGCGCGCACCUGUUCCACCUAAACCCCGCCCACCGGAGCCCUGACCACUUAAGCCCCGCCCACCAGAGCCCCGCCUACUUGCUGCACCGCAUUUUCAAGGUAGCAGGUGAGCUGCAGCCGUCUGUGAUCUGGAUUGAAGACGCGGAGAAAAUCUUCUGCAAGAAAACUCCAAAAAGUGACAGAAAGUCUGAUCCUCGGAGGUUCAGGAAAGAGCUGCUGAAGUGUCUGAAGUCUCUGGAGCCGCAGGUUCGAGUCCUGGUGAUCGGGACCACGCGCCGGCCGUUUGACGCCGACGUUAAACCGUUCUGUAACGUUUACAAGAAGAUCCUCCUGAUCCCCAAACCAGACUACUCCUCCAGACUGGCGCUGUGGAGGGCUCUGCUGCGAGCUGAGGGGGCGGAGCCAGCUGCGUCUCUGGACCUCAGCUCAUUGGCUAAGAUCUCAGAGGAGCCCCGCUAGCCGGUCACUGCCGGUCCUGCGCUGCGCUCCGUUCUGGCCGCCCCCCGGCUGCAGAGGCUCCGCCUCCGGCCGCUGGUCGCCGCCGAGUUCAUCCAAUCACUGGCCAGGAUGGAGCCGGUCUACAGCGGCGAGGAACACGCCUUCAAGGUGUGGUUCAGCAAGACACCGCUCGGCCGCAGGAAGGCACGAGCUGCCAAAACCACCACCAAAGAAGAAGAAGAAAAAGGAGGGAAAGAAGGGAAGAAGAAAAAGAGCAAAGAGGACAAAAACAAGAGGAUGAAAAAGAAGAAAAUGAUUUAAUAAUGAACUGAUUCAUAAGGAACAAAAAAGAGACAUUUAACAUCAACUUGUGUCUAAAAUUGAAAUAUGUUUUUAUUUUGAAAACCAUGUUU